CCCUGACGGAACUGGGGGCCCGCCUCGCCCGUCCUCCGUGGCCGACGGAUGGGGUGGGUCGCCUUUCGGAAAUCCGAGGCUGGAAGUCGUCGGGCGUGAGCGGCGGGGGCCCGUCAUGGCGGGCGGGAGGCGGCGGGGCGAGCCAGCGCUGAGGCUGUCGUGAGGAAAUCCGACCGAGGCCGGGAGGGGGCAGGUCCCGGCGCCCUCGCCCGUGUUUCGGCCCCCGGCUUGGUCUCGGAGCGCCUCUCCCGAGGCGGAUGAACGCCGGGGAGCGUCUGAGGCCCAGGGAGUGCGUCCCUCGCCCUGCUGCGGAAGGAGCCAGAGGCGGCUCUUGAGCGGAUGAAAGUUGUGCCAUAUACACGACGCUGCGCCCUGUGCCUUGAAUGAAAACGGUCUGGGCCCCGAAGAAUUUACAGUUAGAGAGAGACAAGACAAAAAAAUAAAUCUGGAAGCAGUGAGACAGAAGGGCAUCACAUUGCUUAACGUUCCCGGUCCGUCUGGAUAACAUGGCAGAAGGCGGCUUUGACCCCUGUGAAUGUAUUUGCUCACAUGAGCAUGCCAUGAGAAGGCUGAUCAAUCUGUUACGACAAUCCCAGUCCUACUGCACAGAUACAGAAUGCCUUCAGGAAUUGCCAGGACCAAAUCCAUCUGCUGAUAAUGACAUCAGUGUUACAAUGAUAAUGGUGGGCUGGCUGGUUCUGGCUCUAGUCUUAUUCUUGAUGAGACCUACCAGCUUAAGGAGAUCUAUUACUGCUGAAAAGCCGUCUAGCCCACAUAACGGUCAAGAACCACCCGCUCCACCUGUGGACUGAAGUUUACUGGAAAAGCUCAACAAGUUCAAUCUUCAGUGACCAAAAGAAAGAAAGUGACCACAAGAUUCCUAUUCACUGUACAAUAUGGUUCUGUUCUGUACAUAUAACGCCCAUUUGCUUUUUCUAUUUCUUAAAUUACAUUUAUAUGGAUUAACAUACUGUGGUGGAAAGUAACAGCAUUUCAGUGAUGACUGUUGAACCUAUGUCCACGGCAAUAUUUAAAGGAAGAAGUUAAAUCUCUAUAUUGAUAAAUCAGUUGAUCUUUUUUCACACUAGUGUUUUUUUUUCCUUGUCCAGAGAGUGAAAGUUGCAACAGUGGCACAAGCCAGCAGUAAAUUUCUCUGUGAUCUUUGUAUAGCUAUUUUGUUGGGAAAUUCCACAAAAGUUUCCAGCGUGUCCGUUCUCAAAAGUUCAUAUAGAACAGCCUUCUCCAACCUAGUGCCUUUCACAUAUGCUGCAUGUUAACUCUCAUAAUUCCUAGCUGGGCAAAGUCAGCAAUCUGGAUGACAUCAAACUAGGAAAGCUGAUGUACAAGAACCCCACUCAUACUUUAUCAGUGAGACAUCUGAUUUUUUUUCCUGUCUACCAGAAUUGUUUUCUUCCAUCUUAGAAUUUGACUUCUGUUAGUCCGCACUACGUUCUUGUCUGCUGCAAACCCCAAAUUAAAUAUAUUUAUUGAAAGGAAGCAAAAUAAUUAGAAUGAUGUUAACAAAUAAAGCCUGAAUAAUUAAAUGUUACACUGUAAACUAGCACUACCCUUAUCCAAUGAUUUUCCUGUGGAUUUGGGCCUGUGAUAUCUAUUUGAAAUUAACCUCAAUUCAACAGAAAGGCAGCAGCAUAGUAUGAUGCAUUUGUGGGAUGGCCUCCUUCACUGCAAUUGUGUAAAAGCUGUUUUGGUAGAAAGUAAACUCUGGAUCCCAUUAGAUUACUACUUCUUACACUUUAUUCAAAUACUAAGAAAAAUAACUGAGCAGACAGACUGAUUUCUUCUGUUUCAAAAUUGACACAACCAAACACUUCUUUGUGUGGCCACAGCACAAUCUCAGAUUGUGCACUUGAAAUUUGGUGGCAAAACUGCAAAAUUCUUGGUGAUGGACCUCUUAGAAAUAAGAAGCAAAAAUGGCACGUUAAGUUUCUAUGAAGCUCAACGCAUUGAUUUUGUCCCUUUCCUAAAAAUGAGCUAAACAUUUCAGUCAUAUCCAUUCUGAUGAUCUCACCGCAUUGCUAGCCAUAUUAUUUGUGGCUGUUGGAAAGCUUAUCAGAUACCAGAGAUAACUUAUGCCCUCUGGCUGUAAAAAGGUGACCCACUCUUGCAGCAUAGUAAAUUAUGGAGUUAAGUGACCACUGCUUAAGAACCUGAAGAACCAUACCACUUUUUAAAAUCAAGGACUAAAUGAUUCCAUUCUAAGUAUGUUCACUUGAAAAUAAAUUACGGCAUCCCUGG
Messenger RNA from Candoia aspera, 2256 nucleotides. It is a transcript of the gene SMIM14, whose product is annotated as small integral membrane protein 14. Lineage: Eukaryota; Metazoa; Chordata; Lepidosauria; Squamata; Candoiidae. The transcript has 6 exons. The coding region runs from base 507 to 812 and encodes 101 amino acids. The record is from RefSeq and is a predicted model, not a curated record. Gene Ontology annotation, cellular component: endoplasmic reticulum.